Messenger RNA from Topomyia yanbarensis, 1218 nucleotides. RefSeq lists its product as uncharacterized. Lineage: Eukaryota; Metazoa; Arthropoda; Insecta; Diptera; Culicidae. The transcript is spliced from 4 exons. The record is from RefSeq and is a predicted model, not a curated record. The coding region runs from base 601 to 1068 and encodes 155 amino acids.
GGAUAGGCGCAGAAAAAAAAAUCUCUGCUUGAACACAUACUUUUUGCUAUAUACCAUAAGCACAUAACUUCUUCUGGUACGUGCAUUAUAUAGCGAAAAAAUAUCGGUAUUUUUAGAAGAAAUUAUCUUUUUCCAUCCGACUGUCAGUAUCGAUCGUACUCUCCGCUGGAAAACAUCUAACGACCCACCGGGCAAUAAUACUAAAUUGUUAUAACUUUGCACACAACGCAUCGCACCCGAAGCACAAAGCACAAAGCUAGCUCAGGAUGAGUGAAACUAGGAAUCUCGCGACAACGUUCUUGAUCCUUAUCGGUCUUCUGUUCCUGCUUUGGCUCGUGUACGAAGGAUUCUCCUAAAGGGAUCCUGUCCUUCUGCGAAGGGAGCAACAAGCAUGUGUGAGCGAGAGAUAGUUUCAUUAGAAAGCAAGGAUGACGCGAGCGAGUGAGUGAAGGAUGACGCAGAAUGCACCUGCUGCUGUGCUGCUGCACCGUAUGGAUAAGAGCAAUGCACAAUCUACACCUAACCAAUUUCUUAAGAUGCACUUAGAUACUAGGAUUCCAGCUUGAUUUUUCGUUCCUCAUAAAGUCACCCAUCCAUUGCAUGCGGAGUGCACUUGGCACAUCUUCCAACAUUGUAGCACUGAACGUCAACACCAUCAGCGCCAUGAGAUCACCAGGCCUACUACGAUCGAGAUGCUGCUGGUCACCCUACAGCGCCCACUUGUUCAACUCUGAUAGACCAUCCGGUGAAGACGCUUCGGUAUCAAGAGCCUUACACGUACCGCAAAGUUUGUGUAAGCUGUUUUACUUGAAGUCUACCUCGGAAGUGGUUCAGGCAAUUUUCUUUCUCGACACGAUUACGCCUUCCAAAAACGGUAGCAGUAUGAAAAAGGACGAUAAACAUGUCAAGGACAGGCCAGAUCGUAAAGUAAUCCGUCACCCGAUGGGACCCAUCUCGACCAAAUCGAUCAUCAUCAACCUGAUCGUUGCAUUCUUCUUGUACUUGCUGCGGCGUUUCAUUGCUGGUGGGAAAAGUGCGAUAACCAAGUACAGCCGAUUCAUCAAAUAGAAGGCCUUCGCUAGCAAACGUUGGGCCUCUUCAUUCUUCAUCUUUCGCAUCCUUUAUGUUAAUUUUGUGUCGUACGUUAACCGUCAAAUAAAAUACAAGUAUAACGUUAUAAUGUUUAAAUAAAUGGAAGUGUUUUAUUUAGAUUGUUUA